AUGCAUUACAUGUUGACAGAGUCGCGGUCCGAUCCAUCGUCUGAUCCACUCCUUGUCUGGUUUAAUGGUGGACCCGGAUGCUCCUCAUACGUGGGAUUAUUCGAGGAGCUUGGACCAUUUUAUGUGAAUUUCGACGGACAAUCGCUCUACGAGAACGUCUACUCUUGGAAUACGAAGGCGAAUGUCCUCUUUUUGGAAUCUCCAAUAGGCGUUGGGUUCUCGUACGACACGACACAGGACAGUUAUUCUGUCGCAAAUGAUGACCAGACAGCCAACCAGAAUUAUGUAGCCUUGAGAGACUUCUUCACUCGAGUUCAACCGAAGUACAACAGUCACACAUUCUUCCUGGGUGGUGAAUCUUACGCUGGAGUAUAUAUUCCUAUGCUGACCAAACUUAUUGUCAAAGGAAUCAACGAGGGAGAUUUUCCAAAUCGCAAUUUUCAGGCAGGUUUUCUUUGCACAUAA
Messenger RNA from Cooperia oncophora, 465 nucleotides. The record is from the annotation of a GenBank genome assembly. NCBI's taxonomy places the organism in Eukaryota, Metazoa, Nematoda, Chromadorea, Rhabditida, Trichostrongylidae.